Molecule: messenger RNA, 1933 nt
Organism: Quercus robur (English oak)
Lineage: Eukaryota; Viridiplantae; Streptophyta; Magnoliopsida; Fagales; Fagaceae
Product: DNA-binding protein BIN4
Exons: 13
Coding region: 401-1726 (441 amino acids)
Biological process (GO): DNA endoreduplication; chromosome organization
Cellular component (GO): nucleus; DNA topoisomerase type II (double strand cut, ATP-hydrolyzing) complex
Molecular function (GO): double-stranded DNA binding
Source: RefSeq, a predicted model, not a curated record
AGUUCAAUGCGUUCCAAACAAACACCUUAAGAGUUAUUAAUGAAUCACAUCCAUGGUUGGGAAUAGUGUUAUCCAAGAAAACAAACGAUCUCACCCCGAAGAAAAACUCGUCCCGCGUAAUCCAAUUCCCAUUUCCCUCCCUCCCUCCUUCAUUCAUAAACUCAGCCGGAGCUCUCUUAUUCCCGCACAAUCGCCCACUCUAUUUCCGGUACCAUCCUAUUCCUAUUCCUAUUCCUCUCAUUUUUGUACAAACCCAUUUUUGCUCUCAAUAGCUCCCUUAUAUUCCAUACCAACUUUUUCUUUUUAUUUAAAAAUUUUCAGGAAAGUUAGGGCUUAGUGUUUCUGCUUCCUAAUUAUAUCCACAUUGAAUCAGGACUUGGAAUUUUCGGCUGUGGUUAGAAUGAGCGACUCAAGGGAGCAAUCUCCGGAUUGGUUGCGUACUUUUCAGGCGCCAACUCAGUCAACACUGACAUUGUCGUCAGAUUCUGAGCCGUCACCAAAAGGUAGCCCUUCAUCAGAUUCUGAGCCUUCACCAAAAGGUAGCCCUUCAAGGGCGGACAUAUUUGAUCUUGAUGAGCCAACUCCGGAUAAAUCAUCUAAAAUUCCAGAGAAAGACAUGAAUCAAGGUAUUGUUCUUGGUGAAAGUGGUGCAGGUUCUUCGUCCAGUAAGCCAUCCAAAGCAAAGUCUGCAAAAAGAAGACUGAAAGUAGAAGAUCAAACACCUCGGCAAAAGAAGAACACAGCUAACAAAAAGAGAAAAAGAGGAGAUGAGAGUGACAAAAAAGUUGCCAAGGAAGAAUCAUUAGAGAAGAACAUAGAACCUCAUGAACCAAAUGCUUCAGUUUUGACACUAUCAUCAGAUUCUGAGUCUGGUCAAGGCUAUAGACCUAUAAAUGAGGAUCAAAUUCAUCAUGGAGAAUCUUCUGACCAGAAAACCUCUGAGUUCCAAGGGGGAGCAAAGGGUGAUGAUGAUGCUCUUAUUGGCAGUGAUGGAGAGUCUCCAUCUAAGAAGGCUGCAAAAGAAAAAUCUCCGAGAAAGCGGCUAAAAGUAGAGGGUCACACAGCAAUUAAAGAAAAAAAAAAAGAUGAAAACAUUGAAAAAAAAGGAAAGAGUGGCAAUGUGGAAAUCGCAGAGGAAGAAACGUCGCAUAUGGAACCCCGUGCCUCCUCCUCAAGGUUGCCUUUGGUACUCUCUGACAAAGUCCAGCGCACGAAGGCACUUAUUGAAUGUGAAGGGGAUGCCAUAGAUUUGAGUGGUGAUAUGGGUGCUGUAGGACGAAUAAUAGUUUCAGAUACACCGUCAGGAAAUCAUGACUUGUAUUUAGAUUUAAAAGGAACCAUAUACCAAACAACAAUAGUUCCUUCCAGGACAUUUUGCGUUGUUAGCUUUGGUCAGUCAGAGGCAAAGAUAGAGGCUAUCAUGAACGACUUCAUUCAGCUUAACCCACAGUCUAAUGUAUAUGAAGCUGAAACUAUGGUUGAAGGAACAAUGGAUGGUUUCUUGUUUGAUUCAGAUGAUGAGGCUGAUAAGAUGCCUAAAGCCAUUUCUUCUAAUCAAAAUGAUCAGGACAUUGAAGGACAAACCAAUGGAAAGAUCAAAGGGAAAGCUGAGAAAAAAUCGGGGGGUGUCCGGAAGAGAGGCAAAACUGCAGGCGGAAAGACCCAAGCUCCAAAAAGAGUAAGAAAGAAAAAUCAAGUUUCAAAGAAAGGCAAGAGCAAGAAAUGAGAGACAAAUACGCUUUGUAUUUUGCAUACAUGUCAUAAGAUAUAAACCAUUAAUGACCAGAUAUUAGUUCUGAUAGUUGACAGGAGUAGGAGUAGAAUUGCCUUGUAUUAAUUUCAGUGACAGAUUAUAGUCAAAUGGUGGUCAUUGGUGCUUAAAUUCAUAAAAUUUAAGGUUUCAAGGAGUAUAUGUUGUAAUUUGUUUCUUUAA